Molecule: messenger RNA, 2012 nt
Organism: Asterias rubens (European starfish)
Lineage: Eukaryota; Metazoa; Echinodermata; Asteroidea; Forcipulatida; Asteriidae
Product: coiled-coil domain-containing protein 86-like
Exons: 4
Coding region: 119-1159 (346 amino acids)
Cellular component (GO): nucleolus
Source: RefSeq, a predicted model, not a curated record
UUUAUUACACGUGGUUUAUGUGCAAUAUAUUUUGCACGUGUAUUUCGUACUACAAUUGGUGGAGUUUCUGGACUGGAGUUCAGCAGUAAACACUGAGAAGAAUUUCGCAGGAAUCAAAAUGGUUUUAACUCGAAGUCGUCAGAGCAAAGACACCAAGUCUGUUGAUGACAAACCUCAGGAAGCCAGCAAGAAGGUUGAAGAUUUGGUGGCACAAAAUACCAGCCUCAAAACGAGAAGAGCAAAACCAAAACAGACAUCAGCAGCAGCAUCCACGACCACAGCAGCAAAAGAAGAGGUAGUUAAACAACAACAACCAGUUUCCACAGUUCAAGUUCCUAAACCAGACCCAGUGAAGGAUGCAGUUGUCAUAGAAACGACAGGGGAUGAGACACCAAAGAAGAAGAAAAAGAGGAACAGAAAACGAAAGAGUGCUGAAAAAAAGCAAACUGAAGAAAUCUCAAAAGAUGCACCAUCUUCAUCUGUAACAAAUUCAACUACAAAAGGAGAAGCAUCAUCAUCAUCUUCAUCUUCUGGAAAACAAAAAUCUAACAAUAAUGCCAGCUCAACAAAAGAAACGGUGAUUCCUACAAAAUCAGCGAAGAAAGCUAAAAUAGUGAAGGAAGACGAAAGAACUGCUGUCGUCAGUGUCGAUGAAGAACUGCAAAAGGAGAACGUGAGUGCGAGUUCGACUUUGGAUUUGGAGAACGAGCAGCCUUUGAUUGAGAAGAUGGAGGUAAUCAGCGCCAAGGAGAUAAUGAAGUUAUACAAGAAGGAGUCGUUCAUUGGGGAGGUGACCAAACACAAAGGCGUUUCAAAAUCUGGACGGAAGUGGAAGACGGAGCAGACGUCUCGAUCUAAUGGCAUGAAGCAAGACAAACCCAUGAAGACUUCCUGGAAGAAGAAGAUGAGUCAGAAAGCGGAGACGAAGAGCAUGAAGUUAUUUGAGGCAGAGCUCAAGGAUGCAAAAACCAAGGAAAACGAGAGAAAGAAACAACACAGAGCAAAAAAGUUGAAGCUGAAGUUGGAGAAUGAGCGCAAGUCGGAGGUGGUGCAAGUGAUCAAGAAUACAUCCAAAAUAAAGCGUAUGAAGAAGAAACAACUGAGAACGGUGGAAAUGAGAAAGAUUCCGAACUUCAAUACAGCGCAGAUCUUUGCCUAGUCUACCGUCACACACUGUGAGACUCCUUUUUAGCUCUUUUGGUGUCUGUUUUAUUUUAUUUUAAAAAAAAAUUAUUUGGAGGGGGCGCUUUAAACCUAAAAUGCCCCCUGAGCUUUUAUGAAAAAAGUAUUUCUCACAAAAUGUAUUAUGCUGAAAAUGCCCUGUAGCGAUAACAUGCAUAAACAAAUGGCGCUUUUUGGAAUACAUAAAACAGAUUGUACAUAGCAAACUUGGCACUGACAGAGGUGGGCCCUGAUGUUGGGUUAUGGACAUAUUUGUACACAGAACAUAUGCCUACAUUUGUACCUGAUGGAAAAACCAGUCUAACUUAAUAACCGAUUUGUUAAAAAUUAAAUCUAAAUUGAUUUAUGAGUAGGUGACAAUUUAUUUCAAGAAACUGUACCAUUUAAAUUUAAUAUGGCUAUUCGGUGAUUUAUAACUUUAUUGUGACAAGAACGAAGGGCAAACAAUAUGUACAUAAGUAUAUUUGAAGCUUUGCAUGGUGUGGAGAAGUAGGAAGAAACUAGAAAUGAAUAGUAAACUUGCAGGUACAACCAAGUGUAAAUCUCUUAUUUUCUCCUAAAGAUGAGCAGAGUAUACUGUUCAAAUAUCGAGACCAAACCGGCUCUUUUCGGAGCCAACACUCCCUCAAAAAAGAUUUACACAUGGUUGUACCUACAAGUUUACUCUUUAUAACACAUACAUAGGUAUUUCAACACUAAUACAAACAGUUACAUGUCCAUGUACAUACUAUACAAUCCCAAUGUCAAGCGACCUCUGUAUUAAAAUAAUUAAAUACCAAUAUCCUAUGUCGUGUAUUAGCAAAAUAAACACAAUACAAUAGCAACAAAUA